CAGGAGAUGACCCCCGACGAGGUGCCUGCGCCUACGCUCGGGGCAGGCCGGCAGGUUUUCUAUCAGAUGUUCCACCGUAAUAAUGCUGGAGUUAAGAAGUCUCUGUUUCUUUGCUCCAAACCAGAAGACUUUGUUCCCUGCACACAGAGUAGGAGUACUGUUGGUUAGGAACUGGCUGGUGUUUAAAACUGAAGAUUGUCAUGACUGUUUAACCUAAGCUCUAUUCUGAACUAAAAUUAAUUAUCUGGGAAAUACUAAGUCAGGGUAACCCAAAUUUGCUUUUGGAACCAUGAAAAUUUUGCUUGUUUUUGACUUUGACAAUACAAUCAUAGAUGAUAAUAGUGACACCUGGAUUGUACAGUGUGCUCCAGAGAAAAAGCUUCCUAUUGAACUGCAAGAUUCUUAUGAAAAAGGAUUUUGGACAGAAUUUAUGGGCAGAGUCUUUAAGUAUUUGGGAGAUGAAGGUGUAAGAGAAGAUGAAAUGAAAAGAACAGUGACAUCAAUGCCGUUCACUCUAGGGAUGGUGGAACUUUUGACCUUUAUAAGAAAGAACAAAGAUAAAUUUGAUUGCAUCAUUAUUUCAGAUUCAAAUUCAGUCUUCAUAGACUGGGUUUUAGAAGCUACCAGUUUUCAUGAUGUAUUUGAUAAAGUGUUUACAAAUCCAGCAGCUUUUGAUAGCAAUGGUCAUCUCACUGUGGAAAAUUAUCAUGCUCAUUCUUGCAAUAGGUGCCCCCAAAAUCUUUGCAAAAAUGUAGUUUUGGUGGAAUUUAUAGAUAAACAGUCACAGGAGGGAGUGAAUUAUACAAGAAUAGUUUAUAUAGGUGAUGGUGGAAAUGAUGUCUGUCCGGUAACUUUUUUAAAGAAGAGUGAUGUUGUCAUGCCACGGCAAGGAUAUACUUUACAGAAAACGCUUUCCAGGAUGUCUCACAGUCUUAAACCCAUGGAAUCUUCCAUUGUAGUUUGGUCUUCAGGUGUUGAAAUAAUUUCUCACUUACAACUUUUAAUAAAGGAGUAAUGUGUCACCUA
Messenger RNA from Suricata suricatta (meerkat), 1026 nucleotides. RefSeq names its product phosphatase, orphan 2 (gene PHOSPHO2). The record is from RefSeq and is a predicted model, not a curated record. The transcript has 4 exons. NCBI's taxonomy places the organism in Eukaryota, Metazoa, Chordata, Mammalia, Carnivora, Herpestidae. Gene Ontology annotation, molecular function: phosphatase activity. The coding region runs from base 290 to 1015 and encodes 241 amino acids.